UGGGCCAACAGCCCUGUUUUUUUGAUGGCUAAGGUAGGCAAGAGAGGCAAGUACAUAUGGAAAAGGCUUUCGCAACUGGAGCAGUGUCCUAAGGAUCCCACCGAUGUUCCAGAUCCAAUCAAUAAUAGCUUUCAAAUUGACGUUCCCGCAGAUGCCAUUGACCCAAGGCUCUAUUUCGGACUGUAUGAAGUCUGGAGUGGCAAAUGGAAGGGAGGUUUGCGAAUCCAUGGUGCAACUGUCAAAGAAAUUCAGGCUUCUGCGUCACGAUAAUUGAACUCAUAGCCUCCUAGUUUAAUUAAGUUGUGUGUUAGUUUGUCUGUUUGAUUUUUUUUUUUUCCCUCUUUUUAUGGCAUUUGUGUCUGUUCACACGUACUCAGACUGUUCCUUGAAAUAUAACAAAGAUGGUCUAUAUGAUAUUUGUAAUAAAUGAAUAAGUAAAUGGAAA
Messenger RNA from Rubroshorea leprosula, 445 nucleotides. Lineage: Eukaryota; Viridiplantae; Streptophyta; Magnoliopsida; Malvales; Dipterocarpaceae. The record is from the annotation of a GenBank genome assembly.